Molecule: messenger RNA, 429 nt
Organism: Dentiscutata erythropus
Lineage: Eukaryota; Fungi; Glomeromycota; Glomeromycetes; Diversisporales; Gigasporaceae
Source: the annotation of a GenBank genome assembly
AUGUAUAGAUAUAGACCUUGUCCAAGAUGUGGCGAUACAUUCACAACAAACCAAAAAUUCAAGUAUUAUUUAACUGAAAGAAAGCACCCUUGUGCACCUCGAAAUAUAUUACAAGCAACUGUGCCAGUUUCUAGCUCUGAACUCUUGUCUAAUUUAGAUUCGCAAUUUCAAGUAAUAAAAGAUCCCAAUGCUAGAAAAUCAGGUGAGUCUGUUAAACAAUGGAGAUCGAGAUUACGAAAAAAAGUCAAAGAAUUAGGUAACAAGGAUUGUGUACAGCCAAAAAUUAAUGAGUCAGAGACUCGAGGCUAUGCCUCUCCUGAAGCUGGUCCAGGCCCUCGUACCCAAUCUCAUCAUGAAGGUAAACUUAUUAAAUCAGAAGAAAUAGUAACUCAACAAACCACACUAUUAGAUAAUAUAGAAUUGCAACCU